Molecule: messenger RNA, 819 nt
Organism: Dermacentor silvarum
Lineage: Eukaryota; Metazoa; Arthropoda; Arachnida; Ixodida; Ixodidae
Exons: 1
Coding region: 1-819 (272 amino acids)
Biological process (GO): DNA integration
Molecular function (GO): nucleic acid binding
Source: RefSeq, a predicted model, not a curated record
AUGGCCCGAGGCAUGGCCCUCGAGGGAAUCACCGCGGAUGACGUCGCCUCGGCCUUCUUUGCCAGCUGGGUCGCUCGUUUAGGCGCCCCCCGCCGCUUAACUACCGACCAAGGACGACAGUUCGAGUCGCACCUUUUCAGGCUCCUCGGGCUGACCAUUGUUUUUGAAUGCUUGAGGACCACCAGUAACCACCCCUGCGCCAACGGAAUGAUCGAUCGUUUCCACCGACAGUUCAAAGCAGCCAUUAUGUGCCAUCCGGACUCAACCUGGCUCGAGGCCAUCCCACCCGUCAUCCUUGGUCUUCGCGCUACCUUCAAGCCGGACAUCAACGCUACACCAGCGGAGCUCGUCUACAGAGAACCACUCCAUCUCCCAGGUGAAUUUCUUGCUGCACUGCCUUCCAGCACUACGAUGUCAGAUCCCACCGAAUUCGUCGCCCGGCUACGACGCACCAUCGCCGCCUUACGCCCGUCACCUGCAGCCCACCACUGCAAGCCUACACCUUUCGUGUUCAAGGAGCUAGCAUCGUGCACGCACGCUUUCCUCCACGAGGACACCGUCCGCAGGCCUUUCUGGCCACCCUACAGUGGACCCUACCUGGUCGUCCAUCGUGACGAGAAAAACUUCACUCGGCGCCUGAACGAGAACGACGUCUGCGCCUCGACUAACCGGCUCAAGCCCGCAUACAUCGCUGCGAAUGAACCGGGCAGCGCCACUCCAUCCACAGGCAUCUAUCCGCAGCCACCGACGUCACAGCCCGCUCCGGUCACGACGCACUCUGGACGUCUGGUACGCCUCCCAGAUUUCUACAGACCCUGA